CGCGGAGAGCGGGUCACCUGUACGCAGCGCGCGCCGCCGGCGGAGCGCGCGCUGCUGUUGUUUACACGGCGCUCGACUGCAGGCUGGACGGAACUUUGCUGGGGAGCUUCUGCGGAGCGGCGGGAUAUGGACGGGAUUAUCCGGACGCUGAAUUCAGAGACGUCCCGCUGUGCUUCCCGGAGGUUCUCUGCUCCAGACUGAUGCUCAUGUUGUUAACAGACCACAACUUCAGACUCAGCCCGGCAGGUCUGGUCCGUGUGCGACAGAGCCUGAGAACCCUUCAGCCAAUCGAUGAGCUGAAGAAGGGUCCCUUCACGCUGCAGGCCGCGGUGGAGGGAUACCAGCAGACGGAUGCAGGGGUGGAGGUGGACAUCUGUUUGUCCGCCACGUCUCGUUCCGGAUGUCCGGUGUGGACAAGCGUCCUAACGCUGCUGUCACGGAGCCGGCGCCACGAGCCCAGCAGAGCCCUGCUGAGGAACGAAGAGGAGGAGCCAGAUGAUGUGAAGCAGGUGGAGGUCAGAGUUCCCAUGACUACCGGCCAUCAGUGUGUUUGGCCCUUCACUGACUACUCCCCCCAUCGCCUCCUCUCUCUGCCGGCUGUGAUCUGCGGCCUGAAGUCUCGAAUGGCGCCAGGUUUCUGGAUGCUGUCCGUCUGCUUGGCCGAAAUAGAAAAGCGCAGAGGUGUCGCAAUCAUCACAGCUCCCGUCAGCGUCACGGCCCACUUUAAGGAGACUUCGCCAGCGGGAGAAACCGUGACGAUCAGGUUCUGGGGCACGAGGAAAAACGAGGGUCGGUCUGCCGAUGAAGACCUGAGUUUCCAGGUGCAGCUGCAGGGACAAAGCUCCUCCCACAUGGUGGGACUGAUUUCUAGAACCUAAUUAACAGACAGGAGUGACGGUUCUGCUCAGACACUGUGAAGCGCUUACGUUUUGAUUCAUUAGGUUUGCUCAGUUUCAGUGUCAACAACACUUGACACUGAAACAACACCAUGUUUUUUGGAAGUCCACGUCUCUUUUGACCCACCUUCAUUUGCAAAGUUGCUGCUACUUUUUCUCCUAAAUCCUUUUGGAACAAGCAAAGUUGGACCAACGUGUUCCAUCAGAGGGUUUACAAAGUGAAAAUGAUAUGAAAAGUACACAGCAGGUUGUGGUUUUGUUCUUGUGUUAUUACGUCUUUUUUAUGGUAUUAUUCCAACUCUAUCGCUGUAAUAUUCUGAGCUUAUUCUCCUAUUAUUUCAACUUGUUGUACCAUGUAAAUUUUUUUUCUUAGCCUCGCCCUAAUACUCCGUUCAUAGGAUGGAGAGCGUCUGUCAACAAAAAUGUUGACGUACUGAUUUUCUGAUCAACUUUGACGAGGCCAUUCAUAAACAGAAUCUAAUUGAAACCGUUGGCUCUAUGUUUAGAGUCAUCAUCAAUAGCUGGCUCAUUUUUUGCUUGUUUUAAAAUAUCUGUUGGAAAAAAUCUGUGUUCAUUUCAUUUAUCACCAGAAUGAUCCUCACUUUGUUGCAGUAAUAAUAAAUGUUUUAUCUGGUUUCUCUUCA
Molecule: messenger RNA, 1540 nt
Organism: Poeciliopsis prolifica (blackstripe livebearer)
Lineage: Eukaryota; Metazoa; Chordata; Actinopteri; Cyprinodontiformes; Poeciliidae
Exons: 5
Coding region: 201-878 (225 amino acids)
Source: RefSeq, a predicted model, not a curated record